Molecule: messenger RNA, 726 nt
Organism: Indicator indicator
Lineage: Eukaryota; Metazoa; Chordata; Aves; Piciformes; Indicatoridae
Gene: KCNIP1
Product: potassium voltage-gated channel interacting protein 1
Exons: 10
Coding region: 1-726 (241 amino acids)
Biological process (GO): regulation of potassium ion transmembrane transport
Cellular component (GO): voltage-gated potassium channel complex
Molecular function (GO): transmembrane transporter binding; calcium ion binding; potassium channel regulator activity
Source: RefSeq, a predicted model, not a curated record
AUGGGUGCUGUAAUGGGUACGUUCUCUUCUCUACAAACGAAACAAAGAAGACCAUCAAAAGACAAAAUUGAAGAUGAAUUAGAAAUGACUACAGUGUGCCAUAGACCCGAAGGGCUGGAACAACUUGAAGCACAAACCAAUUUCACUAAAAGAGAACUUCAAGUGCUUUACAGAGGAUUUAAAAAUGAAUGUCCUAGUGGGGUUGUUAAUGAAGAAACGUUCAAACAGAUCUAUGCACAGUUUUUCCCUCAUGGAGGUAAUGGCUGUAUUGAAGGAGGCCCAUGUUGUAUAAUGAACUGUUGUUCCUCUUGUUGCCCUUUGUGUUUUUCAGAUGCUAGCAUGUAUGCACAUUAUCUCUUCAAUGCAUUUGACACUGCACAAAAUGGCUCAGUGAAAUUUGAGGAUUUUGUGAUGGCAUUGUCCAUUCUGCUGCGGGGAACAGUUCAUGAAAAGCUAAGAUGGACGUUUAACUUGUAUGAUAUCAAUAAGGAUGGCUACAUAAACAAGGAGGAAAUGAUGGACAUUGUAAAGGCAAUCUAUGACAUGAUGGGAAAGUACACGUAUCCAGUGCUCAAGGAAGAUGCACCACGGCAGCAUGUAGAAGUAUUCUUCCAGAAAAUGGAUAAGAACAAGGAUGGAGUUGUAACUUUAGAUGAGUUUAUUGAAUCGUGUCAGGAGGACGACAACAUCAUGCGAUCCUUACAGCUCUUUGAGAAUGUGAUGUAG